AGCGCCGGGCUCGUCCAUGGAUCUGAUCCGGGGCUUCUGCGGGAAGCUGCGGUCUCUGGCCGUCACCCUGGACGGCGAGACGGCCCGGCUGCAGCGAGCGCUGGACGGAGAGGACAGCGACUUUGAAGAUUAUCCAAUGAGAGUUUUACAUGACCUUCAUUCAGAAGUCCGAACUCUAAAGGAUGAUGUCAGUAUUCUUCUUGAUGAAGCAAGCUUGGAAAGUCAAGAAAGCAUUGGUUUCAUAAAGGCAACAAAAGUACUGAUGAAAAAAAAUUCAAUGGAUAUCAUGAAAAUAAGAGAGUUUUUCCAGAAGUAUGGAUAUAAUCCACGUGCCAAGGAAAAUUCAGUGGAUGAGCAAGAAGUCAUUGACUCUAAACCAGAGUCCAGUAAACGUGACAAUCCUGAGAAGCCUGAUGUGAAGGGUGAUUUGUCGGAUUCUGCUCCUCCAAGCAGUUCUGUUUCUGAGAAGCCUCCGCGUAGUCCACAACUUUCUGAUUUUGGACUUGAGCGGUACAUGAUAUCCCAAGUUCUGCCAAACCCUCCCCAAGCAGUAAACAACGAGAAGGAAGAGCCAAAAAUUUUAACUCCAUUUUCCAAACGGCCACUAGUAAAAACUCCCAAAUGUGCACUAAAGAUGGAUGAUUUUGAGUGUGUGACUCCUAAAUUAGAACACUUUGGUAUCUCUGAAUAUACUAUGUGUUUAAAUGAAGAUUACACAAUGGGACUUAAAAAUGUGAAGAAUAACAGUGAGGAGGCCAUAGAAACAGAACCAGUGACCAACAAUAAUUUCUUUGCCACUCCUGGCCCCAUAACCCAGCCAUUGGAGAAAAAUGAUGCCGAGCAUACACAUUCUCCCGUGGCACCCACAUUCUGCACUCCUGGUUUGAAAAUCCCUUCUACAAAGAACAGCACAGCUUUGGUAUCCACAGAUUAUCCAUUAUCAAAAACAAAUAGUUCAUCAAAUGACUUGGAAAUGAAAGACAGCACAUCGUUAGUUUUAAAUUCAGACGAGUGCUUUGAGAAUUUUGCGGAUCCCCCUUCUCCUACGAUUUCUUCUUAUGAGAAUCUGCUCAGAACACCUACACCUCCAGAAGUAACUACAAUUCCAGAAGAUAUUCGCCAGAUUUUAUCAAAAUACAACUCAAACCUAGCUACUCUGGUAGCAGUUAGAGAAGUGCCACCCAGCAAAGUGUUCCUUCCUCGGUGUGAAGGACAGGACGUCCGAAACGCUGGCAACAGAGAAAACUGGUGAAAGGUGCUCAGGACGGAUGCCUGGAGCGGACUGGAAAGGUCGGAGGUGAGGAAGCAAAGCUCAUGGACCGAGACGGCUCCUUUCAUGAGUUCUGCUCAAGAAGGGAGAGAAGAAAUGGUGCUGCAGCCAGAGGGGGUGUGAGUGAAACCAGGUUUUUAAAGAUGGGAAA
Eubalaena glacialis (North Atlantic right whale) is the source of this 1421-nucleotide messenger RNA. RefSeq names its product spindle and kinetochore associated complex subunit 3 (gene SKA3). The transcript is spliced from 9 exons. Lineage: Eukaryota; Metazoa; Chordata; Mammalia; Artiodactyla; Balaenidae. Gene Ontology annotation, cellular component: spindle microtubule; outer kinetochore. Bases 17 to 1252 code for a protein of 411 amino acids. The record is from RefSeq and is a predicted model, not a curated record. Gene Ontology annotation, biological process: chromosome segregation; mitotic cell cycle.